GGGGAAUAUUUUUUUAGAGUAUUAUGUUGGAUUUGCGCACGAUUUUUGCGUUGACGAAACUUAAACUGCAUGAAAAUUGGUUGCGAAAAUGCAAGUUACCUCAUGACUUCAUUUGAAUAUCCAUGCUUUGCAUUCGAUGGUAACUUUGCCCCCACCUAUGUCGCCGAGACGUAGGCGCGUCGCUAAUUCGACAUCUGUAGCACGCGAGUGCAUCAUGUCUCGUGUGAACGGAACAGAACCAAGUUGAACGCUCGAAAAUGGGGAUGCUUUGAACAUUCUGCUUCUGCCGUGCGUAAACAAUACAUACAUGACACGAAGGUUACUUGAAGGCCCGAUCACUGAGACAUGAAGACAGCAGUAUUAGCGGUCCCAAUCACAGCUCUGGAGUUCCUUCAGGAUACAUGUCUAUUGACAGGCGAAGGUCCAGUGUUGAGUCUGUACAGUCUUCAACCUGAACCUAAAGCAUGCAACUCAGAGCAUGUGCUCCAACAGCACCGCAUCCACGGGAUAAGGCCAAGAGUCUUUACACGACAGACUUCUUUCACAGAAAAUUACAGAGAAACCAAAGGCCUGAGCUCCAACAAUGUACCCAACUACUUUGACCUGGCUGUGUUUGGUGGGAAGGAGGUCAGGCUAGUGAGGCUUCAUUUGGAUUUCUCUGCUGUGGAACACGCACGCUUGGAGAUACUGAGUCCCAUUGUAGCGCUUCAAGACUGGGUCCUGGAUAUCCGCUGGCUAUAUGAAGACAAACAGUCUCUCCUCUGUGUGGCUGUUGCCCAUAAUGGUGCUCUUCUCCUGGACAUCAGCUCAGGGACCACCUUAACUCAGCGCUGUUGUCUGGAAGGGUGUCUGCUGUACUCUGCGCUCCUUGUGGUGCACAAAAUCUGGGAAGAUACUGUUCUGGUAGGUGGUACGGUUUUUAACCAGCUGGUUCUGUGGAAGCCUGGAGGAGAAGAAAGUGACAAAAAAGCUCCAGUAGAAAGGCGUUUGCUGGGACAUACUGGCGUUAUCUUCAGCAUCUCUUACCUCCAGGAGAAAGGAUGGCUGGCAUCAGCUUCAGAUGACCGCAGUGUCAGGGUGUGGGCUGUCGGUGCUUUAGGGGGCUCUGGAGGAAACUGUGGAGAUUUGAACCCAACUUGCUUAAGGGUUCUUUUUGGACACCAGGCAAGGGUCUUCUCUGUGCACCUCUGCCCAGCGAGAGUUUUUAGCGCUGGGGAAGAUGGGACCUGCUUAAUUUGGGACUGGGUUGGAAGUGGGAGAGUGCUUCGCACCUUAAAGGGACAUCGAGCAGGUGGGAUUCGGGCACUGGCGGUCAGCACAGGAAGAGGGAAUGAGAUGAGCAAAUGGGUGGCAACUGGAGGAGCAGAUGGAGGUUUGAGGUUGUGGACAUUUCAGGAGAAUGACGAGGAGGACUCCGUAACAGAAACGACAACAGACUUGAAAUUCUCUGGUCAAGGUAUGCCAAAGGUGGUUUGUGUUGUAGACGGGGAAUCUGACAAUAAAAGGUGGAGCCAGUGUAGCAUUUUGGCUUGUACUGACCAAGGAAUUGUUUAUCAAAAUGUUGACGGCAACUGGGAGUUGGUGUGGCAAGGUUCUCCCGAGUUUCAGUCCUACUGUGUGAUGGAAACAGUGGCUGUUAGAGUGAAAGACUCCAGUCGAGCUAAUUUAUGCGCCGUUGGGAGCCUCAGUGGAGCCUUAAAGGUCUUUCACAUCUCUGAUCCACACAAUGGGACUGUUCUCCAAGCUGGAUCAGGAAAGAUUCACAGUCUUAUUUGGCAACAGGGAGAAGAAAGCGUAUAUUUGCUAGCGUCGGGUGCCGACGGACAAGUUUAUCGUUGGUGUAUUGAUGCGAGAUUAAAUGAAGUCGGCUCUUUGGUUCUCGGGGUGAAAUGUCUCCCUUCGUUUGUCCUCCCUGCCUGUGCCAAACGAUGGCUAACGGCGGCAGUACGCCUUACCACCAAACCGGUGGGGACUCUGUGGGCGUGCGGGGAUAGAAGAGGAUCCCUGCUUUUGUUUCAGGAAGACCCAAAGAAGGGGUGUGAAUACAAGGCACCUGACUGGAUGCAAGCAUGUAAAAAAACUCAUGAAAAUGAUAGAACAACGGAAGAUAAAGAGCGUCCACAGAGACACAAUGGCUCGACAUUGUCUCCGCUAAGCUGCUUGUUUGGGGUGCAUGGAAAACAGGGUGUCACGUCAAUCUCUAAAUAUCAGGGACUUCUCUACAGCACUGGAAGGGAUGGCUGUGUACGUGUUUUUAGAGUGCAUGACAAACUGAAAGAAAGGGUUGAGGGAAGUGAUGAGAGCAUCCUUCAUCUGGAGGUUCUGAGAGUCCAACGGGCUUGCAAAGGUAUGGAAUGGUUGGAGAAGGCUUUGAUCGUGGAACCCAACAAUCUUGUGGACAAAGGAAAUAAGGAAUUUGCAAGCCAAAAUACGAUACAGGAGUCUUUAACUGGGAGGCCAGAGGACCAAGAAAAAGGGUUAGAGAUGGAAAACAAAGGAACGGAAGCCCGCUUUGUCAUCUUUGGGUUUCAUGCCACCCAGUUUGUAGUUUGGGACCCAGUGAGACAGGAGAAGCUAUUCGUGGUGCCUUGUGGUGGGGGCCAUCGCUCUUGGAGUUUCUGGCCGAAUUGCAGAGGGGUUUGGCCCGGAUACGGAGCUCUGGUCUUCAUCAAGCAGGGGUCCGUCCUGGCUUCUGAGCACCCCCUAAAGUCACCAAUCUCAGAUGGCAAGGCAGCAAAGAAUGAAAGCUGGAUUCUGAAAGAGGGCAUCCACGGCAGAGGGAUCGGAUGUGUUUGCCGGCUGGGGAGCAUUUGGGUUCCUAGAGAUACGAUAGGAAACAUAACAGGAAUAUUGGAGGCAGAUGGGGUCCACAUGAAAGCACAGUGGGAAAUAAUAGUCACGGGUGGGGAAGACACAACCUUAACUGUUCUGGCCGUACAGCCCAACUCUGGUAGUGUCACAGUUCUUUCCGUUAUUACUGACCACAUCUCAAGUGUUCGCACAUUGGAGGCGGUAACUCAUCAGGAGGGGCAGUCUCUCUCUGCCCUGCUGAUAUCAGCCAGUGGUCGGGCUCAAAUACAGUGUUACCGACUCUUGAUUGGUUGGGACAAGCAGAGACUGGCCCCCUGCUGCCAAGUGGUGCAGGUGGCAAGUCAUCGAUUGGACGAACACUGGGAGAGGAAGCGGAACAGACACAAGAUGGUGAAAAUGGACCCAGAAACCAGAUACAUGUCUAUGGCUGUGGUGGACCACAGCAAAGAAGGUGUUCUUGUGGCUCUUGCCUGCAGUGAUGGGGCUGUCAGAUUGUUCUCCAUCAGUGAAGUUAAACGCCAAAUAGAUUUGCUGUGGGAGACGUUUUGCCACCAGCGGUGUGUACUUAGUAUCGCUACCUGCAGCUUGCAGGAUGGAAAAGGCGUCAGGUAUAUGCUGCUAUUCAGCGCUGCAACUGAUGGUAAAAUUGCAGCGUGGGAUCUGACCCGGCCAGCCUCUCCGUCAACCUCCGGCUCUCCAGGUGAUUUUGCGACUCCACCAAUCCCGUGCCUCACCAUUUCUGCCCACCAGAGUGGUGUCAACACAUUGGCUGUUUGGGCUCAGACACAAGGGCACCAAGACGCCAGUUGCCUGGUAACCGUUUGCAGUGGAGGGGAUGACGGGCAGCUGACCGUUUCCACCUUCAGGGUGGACUACCUGGAAUAUCAUGGCAGGAUUGGGGACUCUACACAGGACAAACCACCAACCCAUUUUAGUCUGCAUCUCCUCUCCCAGAUGAAUAUCCCCUUGGCACAUGCAGCCCCUCUAACUGCCCUUAAGCUCCUGAGACCAGGCCUGAUAGUCACCACCUCUUGUGAUCAGAGGGUAUGUCUUUGGAAGCUCUGCAGUACUGCCAUCAACCACAUAGGGGUGCUGUGCUCCCAUGUUGCCGAUGCUGCAGGACUCGCAGUGUGGGAGGAACAGGUGAUGGUGGUUGAAGAUGGAAGGAAGAAGACUGGGUCUGUGGCUGACAACGGCGUUGUUUGUGAAAAGACAAAAGGUCAGACACACUUAGAACAAAUUGAGGAGAAGGCUUGGCGGCGAGGCUGUCAGGACCAAGAAGUUGCUGAUGGGUUACAGCAAAAGACAGGUGACUCGAUUCCAGACAAAGAGACAUUGCAUAGAGAGGAAAUGCAGACUGACGACCAGGAUGAAAAUGACCCGAUCAGUGAAAUUACUUUGAAAACUUGCUGUGAGAAAAGGUUAGGGCAGAAAAAAAUGGGAUGGGUGUUGGUCUGCGGGCAAGGCUUCCAGCUACUGCAAAUUUAAAAUAAAGUCAAUGAUUAAGACAGUAGGACAAAUGAAAGGAGGAAAAGUUCGGAAAUGACAGAGCAACUUUAAACUGAAAAUUAAAGUGCAACUCAAACUGGCUCUUUCAGGCCUUCACAAAUGACAAUGUGACGUUUUAUUGCAUAUUUCCCAAUCAAUAAAAAACAGUUUGUGAUAAGUUUAUUGCCUUUUUAAAUAAUGUUAAUAUAGUCUAUCUCCAUUUAUAAGUCAUCUCUGAGGAAGCUACAAAGGAAGUUUAUUACUUGAGUGGCUCAAGACCUGAUGAUAAUCAAGGUAACGGAUAAUAAAUGGCUCUCUGUAUUGCACUCUACAUUCCAUACAGUAGAUCUCAAAGUACUACAAGUAGACCUGUCACUGGCUUUUAUGGAUGGAGAAAAACAUUACUCUUCCACCCACCUAAUAUAUGAGCUGCCUAUCCUCACAAGGGUCGCGUGAAUGCUGGAGCCUAUCCCAGCUAUCUUUGGGCAGGAGGCAGGGAACACCCUGAACUGGUUGCCAACAU
Messenger RNA from Syngnathoides biaculeatus (alligator pipefish), 4822 nucleotides. RefSeq names its product WD repeat domain 6 (gene wdr6). Lineage: Eukaryota; Metazoa; Chordata; Actinopteri; Syngnathiformes; Syngnathidae. Gene Ontology annotation, molecular function: protein binding. The record is from RefSeq and is a predicted model, not a curated record. The transcript is spliced from 7 exons. Gene Ontology annotation, cellular component: cytoplasm. Gene Ontology annotation, biological process: tRNA methylation. The coding region runs from base 346 to 4299 and encodes 1317 amino acids.